AUGAACGAGUCUGAAGAGCCAGCGAUCCCUUCACCCAGUCUCUUCACAUCACUCGUUCCAUACGAAAACCAACGAGACAGGAACGCACUGCCCACGGUUGGACAAUGCGCCGUACACUUGGAGCUACUCGAGGUGUUCUUUGCAUUGCGGUCGAAAAUCAUCAACUCGACGCAACUGGAUAAUACAUUCGGAAUAAAGAUUAAUAACGGGAUCGUGCACAGGAAGGAAUACGAUCGCAGGAAGCGAAAAUACAUCUACAAGCCAUAUAAGUUACGUGACAAUACCUGGCAGGCCAGAAGGAGGGAGAAGUGGUCUUACUUCCUGUCCAUCGCUGUCCAGAGGUUUAAGAUGUGGAUAAGGAAGGCCAACGACACAGUAGAUGGAUCGGGGCUAUCGGAGAACACCAGACUGCCAUUCUUGCCCCCUUUAGAUGUGCUUAUGGUCUGGCACGCUUGCUUGCUUAAUCCCGUGGACUUUGAUUAUUAUUGCAGGAAAAACGGGCUGAAAGGAAUUCGCCAGCUGUCAUUUCCCUGGGCAGAGAUCCACCGCGCCAUAAACGCAAAUGACUGGACUUAUUCGCUGGCAAACGCCUCGAGCGAUUGGACCAGGGUCACCGUUAAUAUGCAUCCGGAUCUAGUCCAGUACCUCGAACUCAUGGGGAGAACGGCGAACCCCGUCUCGCGCGUCCUGUCCAGGUAUGGCGACCGGAGUGUAACCUUUGGCAGUUUGUCUCCGGAAGUGCGAUACCUCGCCGAUAGCGAAAAGUCCUUUCUCAACAUCCUUCUCGAGCUAGACGUACAAAAGAGUCAGAAUCAGCCGUUGGUGGACAAUGUCCAGCGCCAGGCCGCCUUCGUCGACAAGAUGCACCGCCAUCUUUGGAUCUGCAGCCCCGCUGCCGAGGGAACUCUGCGCCGGGCCCUUGGCCGGUACGAUAAGUUCCUCAAACUCUUCAAGUUCUACCCGGGCAAGAUGAUGGUACCCACAUUGGAUAUUGAUCUCGUGUGGCAUACGCACCAAUGCUCCGCGGCACAAUACGAAGAGUCGAUGCGGGAGCGCACGGGGCGGUUCAUCAAUCACGACGACAAAAUCGGCCAGCCAGUACUGGAUGGCGCGAUGGCGGAGACGAGGCAACUGUUCAUCAUUCGGUUUGGCCAGGAGUACUCGACCUGUCUUUGCUGGGAUUGUGAAGCGACUGCGUCUAUUUUGGAACAGAUCGACGAGAAUGGCGGCCUGGAUGGGGCUGACAUGGAUGCGUUAGCUGAGCUUGUCCGACAGGACGUUGGAUACUACCGGGCUGUCGAGUUGGCUAGACAAAAUGGCCAGGAACGGCCCCGCCGGCAGUGA
Molecule: messenger RNA, 1344 nt
Organism: Aspergillus pseudoviridinutans
Lineage: Eukaryota; Fungi; Ascomycota; Eurotiomycetes; Eurotiales; Aspergillaceae
Exons: 3
Coding region: 1-1344 (447 amino acids)
Source: RefSeq, a predicted model, not a curated record